This is a messenger RNA of Emiliania huxleyi CCMP1516, 1353 nucleotides long. Its product is annotated as glutathione S-transferase. The coding region runs from base 31 to 945 and encodes 304 amino acids. NCBI's taxonomy places the organism in Eukaryota, Haptophyta, Isochrysidales, Noelaerhabdaceae. The transcript is spliced from 2 exons. The record is from RefSeq and is a predicted model, not a curated record.
CGAAAGUGUUGAUCGAUAAUCAAAAUGUAUAUGGCCACCACUCGCAGGCUCGUGCUGUACGGCCGCAGCUCCUCGCUAAACACGCAGCGUGUCCUCUGGUGCCUGCACGAGACUGGCGUCCCUUUUGAUCUGAGGCUCACGAGCGCGACGCUCGGAGAGAGCGGCCGGCUCGGCGGCACCGCUUUCGGAGGCACCGAGGACCCGGGGUUCGUUCGCUGCUCGCCCUUCGGCCAGAUCCCCGCGCUCUCCGAUAGCGCCACCGGCGCGCAGCUGUGGGAGAGCGCCAGCAUCAUCCGCUACCUCGCCGCAGUCUACAAGCCGAGCCUGCUCGGGCCGGCCGUGCCGGCCUACAGGCCGCAGGAGGCUGGCUAUCGGCUGGCGCAGGCUGCGCGCGCCUCCGCCUGGAUGGACUACCACCUCUCGACGUUCGCCGCGGGGGCAAACAUCUACGGCCACGACGACUUUAUGGGCAACCUCAUGACGCACCUCGUCAGGAUGCCCGCCGGCGGUGCACCCGUCACCGUCGCAGCGCACGGCGCUCAGAGGCAGAUGCAGUUCUGUGACGAGACCGUGGCGCGCGCGGCUGAGGCGGCGGCGGCGCAGUUUGGCAGGCUGGACGCGCAUCUGCGCUCGGCCGGCACGCCCUACCUGGCGGGCGACGAGCUCACGGUCGCCGACAUUCCGCUCGGCGUCGAGGCGUUUCGGUGGAGCUUGCUGCGGAGGCGGCUGCCGGCGGGGGCGGCGGAGGCGCCAGCGGCGCCAGCAGCGGCAGCGGCGCCAGCGGCGGCGGCGGCGGCGGCGGCGGCGGCGGUGGAGGCGGCGGCGGCGGCGGCGGCGGUCGACACGCCAUCGCUCGACGGGUGGCUCGAGCGGCUUAGGGGGCGGGUGGCGUUUGUGAGGGGUGUGGUGGAGCCGGAGGAGGAGCACCACGCGCCCACGCCGUGAGGACGGUCUCGGCUCUCGGGCUGUAGCUCUACUGGCCGGGUUGGAGGUUGCUUCGCGGGUUGGUGCAGGCGCCGCUCUCACUGCCUGAGCUGUGUGUGACCUCGAUGUGUGACCCUCCCUCCCUCCCUCUCCCUCUCCCUCUCCCUCUCCUUCGCAGCUUCGCUCCUUCCCUCUCUAUCUCGCUCUCUCUCGCUCCACAUCUCUGUCUCUCCGCUCUUGCUACUGGCAGACUCUCACUGUCGCGCUCACCGUCCCUCCUCUGGUCUGUCUCGCUGUCUCGCGCAUCGCGCUCGGACACGCGCCGUACGUCCAAGAUCCAGGUCCUGCAACCGCUGAGGUAUAGAGGUGAUAGAUGUGUGUGGCGAGAUCAUGUUCAUGAGAUUUUCAUGUGUGUGGUACGUGGGACAC